This is a messenger RNA of Dictyostelium purpureum, 1041 nucleotides long. RefSeq lists its product as uncharacterized. The record is from RefSeq and is a predicted model, not a curated record. Gene Ontology annotation, cellular component: Cul3-RING ubiquitin ligase complex; cytoplasm. Gene Ontology annotation, molecular function: cullin family protein binding. The coding region runs from base 1 to 1041 and encodes 346 amino acids. Gene Ontology annotation, biological process: proteasome-mediated ubiquitin-dependent protein catabolic process; protein homooligomerization. The transcript is spliced from 2 exons. NCBI's taxonomy places the organism in Eukaryota, Evosea, Eumycetozoa, Dictyosteliales, Dictyosteliaceae.
AUGAAUGAAAUUAAUAAUGGUGAUUUUAUUGUUAUAAAUAAUAAUAGAAUGGAGGAAUCAGAAUUUGUUAAAUUAAAUGUUGGUGGUAGUGUUAUUUAUACUACAUUAACCACAUUAAGAAAGGAAAAAGACAGUAUGCUAGGAUUAAUGUUUAAAAAAGAUUCAACAUGGAAGCAUGCAAAGGAUGAAAAUGGAUGUAUUUUAAUAGAUGCAGACCCAAGAUAUUUUUUAGUAAUUUUAAAUUUUCUUAGACAUGGUGAAAUUAUAAUAGAACCAAAUUUAAAUUAUUAUGGUGUUUUAUCAUUAGCAAGAUAUUUUGGUUUAAAUAGUUUAACUGAUUUAAUCGAUAACGAAGAUGAUAAUAAAAAUAGUUGGACAAGUUUAAUGGAAGAAAAUUUUUUAACUAGCGAAAUAGAUCAUAAUAAAUGGGCAGUUACCAGAGAGGCUGGUUCAUCAAAUUUUUCUUUAGAAGAAGGUAGAUUUAAAUUUAUAAAUAGGGUAUAUUUAGUUAGUAAAGAUCAAUUUAACCCAGAAGAUGGCGAAAUUAGAAUAACAGGUAUUUGGACAAAAGAAACACCAGAUGAUUUCUUUCAAAUUUGUACAAGAUCAGACGGUAAAAGUCAAGGAUCACCAUAUUUCGAAGCUAAAAGUGGUGUUGAAUUUCAUUAUAGCCGUGGUCAGGCAGCAAUUAUAGGUCGUGGUGGUUUGGUUCCAUCAGGUGUUGUUAAAAUAAAGAAACAAGGCGAGUUCUUUUUUGGCGUUGGUGUACCUGUACAUUUUGAAAUUUUUGAUGAUGGCUGCACUGUAUCUUUUUCACUUUGGGAAAAUACUCACAACACAUCAAUAGAAGUAGAAACAACUUGUACAAAUAAAAAUUUAAUAAACUAUAUAAUAAUUCAUAAUAGAGAAAAAACAAGUACAACUAAUCAAGCCUCUUGGCUUUCAAAUAUAAAAGUUUCAAGAUGGAAUAAAUCAACCCCUCGUAGAAAUCGUUAUAGAAGAGUUCAUGAAAAAAAAAUGAAUUUAAAUACUAGUAUUUAA